Danaus plexippus (monarch butterfly) is the source of this 1705-nucleotide messenger RNA. RefSeq names its product facilitated trehalose transporter Tret1-like. The transcript is spliced from 3 exons. NCBI's taxonomy places the organism in Eukaryota, Metazoa, Arthropoda, Insecta, Lepidoptera, Nymphalidae. Gene Ontology annotation, molecular function: transmembrane transporter activity. The record is from RefSeq and is a predicted model, not a curated record. Bases 290 to 1705 code for a protein of 471 amino acids. Gene Ontology annotation, cellular component: membrane. Gene Ontology annotation, biological process: transmembrane transport.
CAUCAGUUUGGCAGCCUACACGCACCUUUAAUCAAUCAAACAAGUCGUUGAAUUUGUAAAUUGCUGUAACAAAAUAGUUAUCUUUAAAAGUAUAAGAGACGACGGGACACUUUUCGUAUCAACAUUCCCAUUAACAAGACGCUUGGACACUUUGUAUAUCUUUAUUUUAUAUUAACUUCAUUCGAGUUUCGACUUUUUUUAUAGAUUUUAACAACAUCAAAUCUCUGUUUAAUAAUUUGGUUGCGUGAGUUUUGCUUAUCUGAAUUAAUUUUAAUUUUAUUCGUACAAAAUGGAAAGCUGCGAAUAUCAAGAACUGAAGGUUCGAAACGAGUGCGAAAAAGAGAGGUUGUGGUGUUUGUUAAAACAGUUAUUAAUAUGCAGCACUGUUUGGACGCAGUUCUUUAUGACCGGGUUGUCUGUGGGCGCCACAACCGUUAUGGUUCCUCAACUAAAGCGUGAACAGUCUACUGAGAUCAACGCUGAACUGAUUUCCUGGUUGUAUUCCACAACAAGUUUUGCGAUCCUGCCCUGGGUGUUCAUUCUGCCCUACUUCACUUCGCUGACAGGAAGGAAGUUCCCGCAGAUUGUUAACAGCGUCAUCACAACAACUUCAUUCCUCAUAUUGUACUUCGGCUCCGAAAUAAAACAUAUCAUAAUCUCUGAAAUAAUUCAGGGUUAUUUUCACGCGGCGAACAUUACUUUGAUGGUGAUCAUACUAACUGACUACAGCUCUGUUAAGUAUCGUGGUAUAUUUUUGGGUAUGAAAGACGCUUCCUUUUUUUGGGGAAUGUGGAUGGCGAAUUUUAUCGGAACUUUCUAUCAUUGGAAGAACGUAGCGUUGCUUGGAAUAAUUUGUAGUUUAUACACGUAUAACGUGAUUUUUUGGAAGGAAUCCCCAGUGUGGUUGGCGAGCAAAGGACGGAUUGAAAAAUGCAAAAUGUGCUUUAGAUGGAUCCGUGGCACUGACAAAGAUUCGGAAAAAGAAUUGCAAGAAUUAAUAUCGGAUGAGCCUCAAAUAAAAUAUGACAUAAUUAGGUUUAUUGACACGAUUAGUUCUCCCGAAUUUUACAAACCACUCCUUUUAUCAUUGGUAGCAGUAGCCCACUACCAUCUUUCUGCGAAAAUGGUUUGUAGUUUGUUUGUGUUGGAUAUAUUGAAAAUUAUUACUAAGGACGAGAACUCCGCCUACACGGGAAUGUUAAUUUUGGAUGGGGUAACAGUAUUUGGUACUUAUGUAGGUUCUUAUUUGGUGAAAAUUCUAAAACGAAGGACUUUAUAUAUGUUCACAUCGUGUUGUGUUGUUGCUUGCCUUUUAAUUAUAUCUUUAUACUUAUAUUUGGUUAAAUGGAAAGUCUUAGAGGAAAAUAACUAUGUCCUGAUGGUAUUCUUCUGUAUGCAUUCUGCGGCCGUGAGCUGUGGACCAGUCGUUCUUGCAGUUUCUGUGUUUGGAGAACUAAUAAGUCCGAGAUUCCAGGCUACAUCUUACACCGUAACAGGCGGCACCUUUUGUAUAAUUAACAUGAUAAUAGUGAAGUGUUCGCAUCAAAUGUUCCGGGUUUUCGACGUCAGCGGUACAUUCCUUUUCUACGGUGUAAUGUGCUGUAUUUGUACUUCAUAUUUAUAUAUGUUUUUGCCGGAAACAAGAAACAAAACAUCCAAGGAAAUCGAACUAUAUUUUAGACCUAAAGCAAUGGGAGACAUGUAA